Mesorhabditis belari is the source of this 1929-nucleotide messenger RNA. The record is from the annotation of a GenBank genome assembly. NCBI's taxonomy places the organism in Eukaryota, Metazoa, Nematoda, Chromadorea, Rhabditida, Rhabditidae.
AUGUGGACCUCGGAAGAAGUACAAAAGAAAGCCGCAUGGGCGUUGACGCUCGUUGGAUUGAUCUCGAUGUUCAAUGGAGCGAUUGCGUCGGCUUACGAGGCUGAGAAAAACUAUGAUAUAGAGCAUUUCAUCAACACUCACUGGAUCACGUGCAUUCAACUCUUCUCCGGUUUAGCCUUUCUGUUGCAGGAGAGGAAAUAUGCUGGAUCAGCUUGUAUGACGCUUUCGGUGCACUCUAUCUCGCUUGUCAUCUCAUUGUGUGCUGUUGUGGCCGAUUUUUCGAAUCUUCUUUAUUUGCUUACAAAUCGAAAGGAGCGUGAAUUCGGUAAACCGGACAAGCGUCAAGCACGAAUGAUCAGCUAUUGUGGAGUGGACACGGUGCUGUCAUUGACGGCAAUACCGCUCAAUUAUUUGAUCGUCAACAGCAUUUUAGCGCUUGACAGGACGUGUGAGAGUCGGUGUAUCCGCCUUCUCAUCCUUGGCACGAUGCAAAUCGUGCUCUCCGUUUUCAAAUUGUGCGCUUAUUUCAUGGAGAUAUGGGCGAUGCGAAAGGCAAAAGAGGGUCGUCUUCUCUUCAUCAACUACACUCUCGACGAGCCGGUGUGGAUCGUGAUUUGUGUGCUUUGUGGUGUGAUGUGCGUGCUCGCCUCGCGUGGUACUCGUCUCCUCCGCUAUGCCUCGCUCGCAAUCGCGUCGAUCUCGAUUUUACCCUCGAUUUUCUACCUCUGGCUUGACUAUCGCUGGUACACGAGCGUCAUCUUUUUGCAGAAAAACGCGACUGAUCACAUGCCGAGAAUCCCGUUGGUCUGGCUUUUCGGCUUCAGUUUUAUUCAUAUCGGCGUGCUGAUCGCGUCCGUAUUGGCAAUCUUUCAAUUGGUGACUUCUCGUAACCGCAGCACUCAGCUGUCCUUCGUCCGCAUCUUCUCUAUAUGCAGCUUUCUUUUCUUGGUGCUUGCCGGGCUGAUCUUUUUAAUUGACUUGUACGCGUUGGCAAAUCAGGUUUUCUACCGUAUUUUCCACGGCUCUGAGCAAAAAGCGCCGUUUCUCUUGUUGUUGUGCUCGAUUUUCGCAAUUCUCUCGAUCAAUCCCACUUUUUCCGCGUUUUCUUUACCAUCUUGCCUUACCGUCUGCCUUCUCACGGUGAAAAGCACGAUUUUCUUACUCAUCUCCUAUUGCUAUUUGACGUACAAAGGAUAUUUUCGUGAACAACUUGGUGAUUUAUUGUUGAAUUAUGAUGCCAAAGGCUCAGAAAUUGUGACCACAGGUGGCGUCCUUUUGCACACCGUUGAGGCAUUGAUCCAUCUCAUCGCCGCCACUUCAGCCAUUUUCCUCACCACGGUCAUUAUGAGAAUAGCCCAUUUGCGAAAGGAGACAAACGCAGUGGACAUUCAGUUGAACACAAAGAAGUACCAGGCGUUGCUAAGAUGGAUUGGUGUCGUGGAUGCAUGCGGAUCAUUUAUAAUUCUCGCGAGCACGAUUUACAGUUUUGCCGGUAGCAGCGAAACGAUGCAUCCACUGAUCAUCAUUUUUCAUUUUCUCUAUCAUAUUUCAUUGGCAAUUUCAUUGAUUAUUUUCCCAUUGUAUCAGAUUUGUGUCUCCGAGCGUAUCCACGAGAUUCCGAUCGCCCGGCACACGCUUCUCAUCCUAAGCGCUAUUCGCUUUUUCUCGAUUUUAACCCAAUUGGACUAUCGGGGGAUUGGUGACGAUUUCUAUUACACUUGGCAACUCCAUCAUUUCGUUGAAAUCGCCUCAAUGUUCGGCUGUUUCUUCUCGACAAUCUUGGUGCUGCGAAUCGAGAAUUUAAUCAAUCCGCUUGUGUUGAACGAGAAUUUCGGUGUGAUGGAGUUCGACAAUCCGCUAGCGGGCGAGCUUGAAUCAAGCAAUUUCUCUGAGGGAUACAUUCAGUUAAGACAAGAGGAAUCAAUCUCA